CUACAGUUUAUUUAUAUAUUUGAAUUGCUAGUGUUUGUCACAAAUAGUUCUAAGAAAAGUAGCCUAAGCCUAAUGGCUAACCAUUAUGAUAUCCCGAACUGGGCUGGGAAACCACCAGUUGGUCUCCAUUUGGAUGUGAUGAAGGGAGACAAACUAAUACAGAAAUUGAUGCUGGACCAGAAGAAGUGCUAUCUUUUCGGUAGGAAUCCUCAGAUGAAUGACUUCUGCAUUGAUCACCAGAGCUGUUCAAGGGUUCAUGCAGCGUUUGUUUACCAUAAACAUCUGCAUCGGGCAUUCCUUGUGGAUCUAGGAAGCACUCAUGGUACUUACAUUGGGUCAUUGAGAAUCGAGGCACAGAAGCCGACGCAGUUACCUAUAGACAGUGUGUUCCACUUUGGUGCGUCGACACGCAACUACAUACUGCGGGAGAGGCCCCAGACUGGAGCUCGUCCAAUCAUAGAAGAGCUGGAGAAGUCGUCAGAAGACGCAGAAGGUGGAUUACUGGGACUGCCUGAGACUGAAACUGAGUUGGAUAAUCUGACAGAAUUCAACACAGCACACAAUAGGAGAAUAUCAAUGCUUGGAAUUGGAGAGGAUGGUGAAGCAGCUCCGAGAAAUCGGAAAAGGAAAAAGCGAGGUGUUACAUUUAAUGAAGAAGAAGAAGUAAUCAAUCCUGAGGACGUGGACCCGUCUGUCGGGCGUUUUAGGAAUCUCAUACAUACCACUGUCAUACCAACCAAGCGUCAAAGACUGGAAAGUGGAGUAGGCAUCACCAGUGGACUGACACAACCGGAGGAUCACAAGCCUCAUGCCAUGAAACACAUGCAUCCAUCGUCCUUCAUGAGUCAGUUGUAUCACGACAUGCCAGGUCCCGAGGGUCACACUCCCACCACUCCUACCUCUCUCAUGUUCUCCCCCGCCCUGGCCUCAAGGCUAGGGCUGGCAUUGCCUAACCCUGCCCCCGAUGUGGAAAUGGCCCCGCCUACCCCAGUUGCUCCUCCGCCUACGGAGCCUGCCCCCCUGGCUGAGCAGACUGCCCCAUCUGGUGCUCCGGAGCCCAAGAAAAAGAAGUACGCCAAGGAAGCGUGGCCCGGCAAGAAACCUGGGCCAACCCUCCUGCUGUAAACUGUACAAGUGUCACAUUCUACGGUUUGCUGCUUCUGGUCAAACGUUCUUUGCCUUCCAAGUACCUCCCAAGUUGUACAUAUUGUAUUUUAUAGAAUAAGUGGAAUAGUAUGUAAUUUUUUAACUGUGUAUCUUCAGAUGUUAAUUGCCAGUUGAAAAACGUGCCUAUGAGAAAAGUAUAUAACAAACUAGGCAUUGUAAAAUACAUUGAAUGUAUCUCAGUAUAAACAUGUGAAUGUUAAAAUGUCUACUUAGAAAAUAAGUAAUAUUAUCUUUUUGACUGGAAAAUAUUAAGUUUUGUUUUUUUUAAUCAAAGAUGUGUUUAGAAUAUGUAUGGCAAUAAAGUUUAAUAGAGCCUUUGACUAAGGAGAGAAUUAGACAUUCCAAUCCCUUUAAAGCUGCUACCAGUUUUAGAAUAAAUAAAUGGCAUCAGCAAACUGACAAAUACUUUCUCCAAUUAGCUUGACAACAUUAUAACUAAACAUCCUACUACAUUUUUAGCCAAAAAGUUACAGGGUAAAUCAGAGGGAGUUUCUAUGGGUUUUAUGGUGAAAAUCAUAUAAAUUCCACUAACUUUUAAACGGUUAUCUUUUAGUGUUUUUAGGUUGUGACAUUUGGUCCGAGGUCAAAAGGAAUGUAACACACAAAAUUUUUAUCAAAACCGUUAGACUUAUAUAUUUACAGACACCACUUCAAAAACCACUUUUUUGGGGGCAGGGGAAACUAGAACGGAUAUUUCUACCUAAAACCUUUUGACUAUUAUAUUAGUACAACUAGACAUUCCAUCCCCAUGUUAAAUUGUAGCCAGAUUUUUUUUAUCAAAAUUGUCGUAGUUGAUGCGAGCCACAUACAGAUUGUGUUGAUCUAAAUAACUAAAUUCUGUCAAAUACUCAAAACAUUUUUACCAAGUCAAACUUAGAGAAUGACUUGUCCCAUCAACCUGGUCAGCAACCAAAAUAAAAUAAGGUAUAAAAUAGAAAUUUAGACACUUUAGUGCAUUCUGUGACUGGCUCAAACAACUAUGUUCUUUUUAACAAAAUUCUUCCAUAUAGAUGGGAUGUCUACUUCAGUAUCCAAUAGUCAAUGGUAAAAACUUAAACUCGUAAAUUUAGACAAAAACUUUACUUUCUUCCUAAAUCACACUAUGUAAGUAGUGCAGAAUAAGAUAUGUAAUGAAACAAAAAUUUACCAUUAAAUUUUAUAGUCUUUAAUGUUUUGCUAAUUAUAUUUGUUUUGUAUGUUGUCUUCAAUGCUCAAUUUCAUUUUUUAGCGAAUUUCCCUAUAGCCAAGUAGCUAUUACCAUAGACUAAGCAACACAAGUAGACUCCUCAUCCCAUUGUAAAUUUUGGAGCUUGUUUUUGUGUCUAGUUCAUGUACGUCCACACUGAUCGCUGGGCUAGACGAAAUUUUGUUUCUAUUAUUUUGGGGUUAUUUUCAUGAUUUGUGCUUUACUAUUUGGUUAUAUAACUAGAAGACCAGUUAUUGUUUAUGAUUAUAUCGUUUUAUUUGGUAAAAUGAGGUUUAAAAUUACUGAAAUAAUAAGAAACAAAUUGUCAAAAAAAAACUUCCUCUACAGUUAGACGUACAAAACUAACAAUAAAAUUGGCUUCAGCUGUUCCAUAAGGAUGACAAAUCU
Molecule: messenger RNA, 2761 nt
Organism: Macrosteles quadrilineatus (aster leafhopper)
Lineage: Eukaryota; Metazoa; Arthropoda; Insecta; Hemiptera; Cicadellidae
Product: nuclear inhibitor of protein phosphatase 1-like
Exons: 8
Coding region: 73-1125 (350 amino acids)
Cellular component (GO): nuclear speck
Molecular function (GO): protein binding; mRNA binding; protein serine/threonine phosphatase inhibitor activity
Source: RefSeq, a predicted model, not a curated record